Equus quagga is the source of this 3444-nucleotide messenger RNA. It is a transcript of the gene TRIB3, whose product is annotated as tribbles pseudokinase 3. Gene Ontology annotation, biological process: positive regulation of proteasomal ubiquitin-dependent protein catabolic process; protein phosphorylation; regulation of MAP kinase activity. The record is from RefSeq and is a predicted model, not a curated record. Gene Ontology annotation, molecular function: mitogen-activated protein kinase kinase binding; protein kinase activity; ATP binding. Bases 396 to 1460 code for a protein of 354 amino acids. The transcript has 4 exons. Gene Ontology annotation, cellular component: nucleus. Lineage: Eukaryota; Metazoa; Chordata; Mammalia; Perissodactyla; Equidae.
AUUUUAAAAUACUGAAAUUGAAAAUUCCCUUGCCUCCCUACCAGAUCCCUUCCUGCCCUCGCAGCCUCCAGGAGGCCAGGAGCUCCUGUGGCCAGUGUCGUCUGGAUCCUUCCAGACCUUUUCCUGUGCAUUUGCACACCUACAUAUACACCAAUAUGGAGAUACCUCAUUGUAUAAGCUGGUGGGGCUUUGUUUUUUGAGGAAGAUUGGCUCUGAGCUAACAUCCGUGCCCAACUUCCUCUAUGUUUUAUAUGUGAGAUGCCGCCACAGCACGGCUUGACAAGCGGUUCAUUCAUAGGUUUGCACCCGGGAUCCAGGCCAGCGAAGCUGGGGCCACCAAGGCAAAACGUGCGAACUUAACUGAACUUAACCGCUGCGCCACCAGACUGGCCCCGAUGAUGCAAGCUACCCCUCUGGCUGCUCCUGCGGGUGCCCCCUCCAGGAAGAAGCGGUUGGAGUUGGGCGAUGACCUAGACACCGAGGGUCCCACCCGGAAACAAGCUCGAAGUGGGCCCCAGCCCAGGCUGCCCCCCUGUCCACUGGCCCUGAGCCCACCCCCUGCUCCAGUCCGUGCCCCUGUGGGGACCACUGCCUCCCGGCUUGGGCCCUAUGUCCUCCUGGAGCCUGAGGAGGAUGGCCAGGCCUACCGGGCCCUGCACUGCCCCACAGGAACCGAGUACACCUGCAAGGUGUACCCGGUUUGCGAUGCCCUGGCGGUGCUGGAGCCCUACUCACGGCUGCCCCGCCACGGGCACGUGGCCCGGCCCACCGAGGUCUUGGCGGGCACGCGCCACCUCUACGCCUUUUUCCCGCGGCCCCACGGGGACAUGCACAGCCUGGUGCGCCGCCGCCGCCGCCUCCCGGAGCCCGAGGCCGCCGCGCUCUUCCGCCAGAUGGCGGCCACUGUGGCGCACUGCCACCAGCACGGUCUAGUCUUGAGAGAUCUCCAGCUGCGUCGCUUUGUCUUCACUGACCGUGAGAGGACGAAGCUGGUGCUGGAGAACCUGGAGGACGCCUGUGUGCUGAGCGGGCCAGACGACUCCUUGUGCGACAAGCACGCGUGCCCGGCUUAUGUGGGACCGGAGAUCCUCAGCUCGCGGCCAUCCUACUCGGGCAAGGCGGCAGAUGUCUGGAGCCUGGGUGUGGUGCUCUUCACCAUGCUGGCCGGCCACUACCCCUUCCAGGACUCAGAGCCCAUCCUGCUCUUUGGCAAGAUCCGCCGCGGGGUCUUUGUCCUGCCUGCGGGCCUCUCAGCCCCGGCCCGCUGCCUGAUCCGCUGCCUCCUUCGACGGGAGCCAGCCGAGCGGCUCACAGCUGCGGGCAUCCUGCUGCACCCCUGGCUGCGGGAGAACCCGACGCCCUCGGUCCCAUCCGGAUCCCACCUCUGGAGGACUGACCAGGUGGUCCCCAGUGGACCGGGGCUGGAGGAGGGAGAAAGGGAAGCGGGUCUGUAUGGUUAGUGCUACCCGACGAGACUCUGAGCUGCACACAGUGGCUUGAGUGUGGGGCGUCUGCAAGCUCUCUCCUGCCGCUUUGAACUGAGCCAAACCUUAAGUGCCUUCUAGGAGGGAGAAGGGAGGAGGCAUGUGCACACGUGUGUGGUCCCACGCAUGUGCACACGCGCUUGUGCAUUCAGCAAGUCCUUCUUGGGAGCUCGCUGAGGGCCAGGCCCUGUUUUGGGGGCUGGGAACACAGCUGUGAAUACAAGAGACGAAACUCCUGCUCACAGAGCUGACAGCACUUUUCCAUGCCCACAGGGCAGUGUCCACCCUGGGCACACUUAGUGCAGGUGUCCACAUCCACUCGUGCUGGCGCCCAGGCACCUCUGUCAUGGGACGGUCCCUUUUGCAAACAAACCAGCUGCCUUUGUAUCUUGCACCUUUCAGAGAAAGGGAAGCAUCUCUGUGCCAAAGGCUCCAGGCCUCUCCCCUGCCACUUAGGGCUCCAGAGCCCAGGUCGUGCUGGGAGUGGUGCCCCCAGCAGCUCUGUCCGCUUGGCCAAAGGAUUCUCCAUCCAGGCCUUAGCCAAGGAUUUGAGCUGGGAGAUCAAGAGUGUAAACUGAGGCUGUUCCUCACCUAACUCUAGGAAUGGUCUGGAAUGAGGAGCCAGACCUGUCUACUUCUGUGAGCCCUGACCUGAGCACCAGAGUUGGGCAACAGGAUUAGGCAGUGUGCACCCUGGCCUCCCGGAAAGUCCCAAGCCCUGUUCUGGGGAUCCUUGGGGUGCAGGAACCCACAUCGUUACUACGGGUUUUUGAUGCCAUGAGUCUAUAUUUCUACCUUGUGUCUAAUAAAGGAGUUGUGAAAUGCUUUUAUUCCUCCUGGACAGUUCUGUCCUCUCCUCCCCAUCUCUUAGCAGUUUUUCUGCCUCCGAGACGAGCCCCAGUGAAAGGCAGGAGGCCUGUGUGCCAGCCUCAGCUGAGUGGUCGUGAGAACAGAAGCCCCAGCAGCUCCUCCCACACUCUCGCUGCUCCUUCUGGAAGCAGUGGUGUCUCAGGGUACUUUUUGGCUGCAAGUGACUGAAACUCCAAGUCAAAGUGGCUUGAAAAAGAAAGAAAUGUAUUGCACACAAAGCAAGAAGUCAGCAGGCGGGGUGGGUUCCAGGGCAGGCCGAUUCAGCUCUCAGAGCUGUUAGCAAGGACCCAGGCUCCCUGCGCUCAUCCUGUCUCUCUGCUCUGUUGUCCCAGGUGACUGCUGGUGCAAUGGCCACAGCAGUCCCCGGUGUCACAUUAGAGAGAUCAAGGACCAGAGGAAGAAGGAGGGUGGCGUUGUGCUGCUCAAGAACUCGGGACUCUGGAGUCAGGCUGCCUGGAAUUGGAUCCUGGCUCCAGCACUCGCUAGAUGUUUGACGUUCAGCAAGUUUCUUAACCACUCCGUGCCUCAGAUUCUUCCUCUGUAAAAUGAGGGAUAAUAGUACCUAACUCGUGAGAAUUCAAUGAGUUAUUUUAUGUAAAGCACUUAGAAUAAAUGCCUGGCAUCAGAAGCCCUCAGUAAGAGUUAGUUAUCGUUCUGGUCCCCAUAGCUCUUUCUUGGGAUGAGGAAAGCUUUCCUGGAAGCACUCCUAACUUCCUAUUGGCCAGAACUGGGUCACGUGCCCUUUCUUGCCCAAUCGCCUCUGAGGGAAAUGCAGUGGCUAAUUAAUCAUGCCCAUCCUCCAGCUGUAGGUGGGGGCAGCCUCCCUGAGGCUCAUGUCACCUGUGUCAGGAGGGGGGAGUGACACUUGAACAAAAUCAGAUUCAGAGAGGGAGGAGAGAGUGGGAGAAAGCAUGAGGAGGAGAACUGAGAUGCUCCGGUCAGCGGCCUGCCAACUGCAGACAUGUGAGAGAGGCCAUCCCAGAUCAUCCAGGCACCAGGCGACCCUCCAGCUGACGGCAAACGCAGAGGUCAGUCAGGCUGGCCCAGACCAGAAGAACCACCCCACUGACCCACAGAAGGAUGAGCUCAA